Spizellomyces punctatus DAOM BR117 is the source of this 2316-nucleotide messenger RNA. RefSeq lists its product as uncharacterized. Gene Ontology annotation, molecular function: DNA-binding transcription factor activity. The record is from RefSeq and is a predicted model, not a curated record. NCBI's taxonomy places the organism in Eukaryota, Fungi, Chytridiomycota, Chytridiomycetes, Spizellomycetales, Spizellomycetaceae. The transcript has a single exon. The coding region runs from base 390 to 1910 and encodes 506 amino acids. Gene Ontology annotation, biological process: regulation of DNA-templated transcription.
GGAAGAGGAUGACCGACAACAACCGGAUGGUGUGCAGCACGAUCACACCAGAUCGUACACUCCAGACCAUGGUAGCCCACCUCGAGCGCCCGUGACAUCCAUGGACGACUACAGCAGACCGUCGGAUCAAACUGCAAACCGUUCCCCGAAACCCGACGCUGCUCUCCGCGGACAUGCCAACCCUUUGGAACUUUCUGCUGCGCCGGUAGCUGGAUCAGAUCUUACGCGCAUCGUACGUGAAGCUAGUUUACCAAAAGGUGAGCUGCUGCCAAAGAGAGCGUGUUAUGCCAAUAGUGGCGACUGGCACUUUUUUUUUUCUACAUGCAACAUGGGUCAUCCUUGUUCAUAGUGCCAGCAUGUGCUGAUGCAAAGCGGCCUACAUAGAUAUUAUGGACAAGUUUAUUUGUCUAGUUCCAACCAAUCCUCUUUUUGUAGACUCGUCAACAAUCCCAACCACAAACGGUAUUUCCACAUCACAUCCUCGUCCCCAGUCACCGGAACUCAGCAUCGAGACUCGAGUGCCACGUAAUCCUCACGACGUUGUUUCUCCCACAUCCGUUUCAUCAGCGUCGUCGCUGUCUUCCUUGUCGCAUCAGGCGCAUCAUGCUCCGCAAUCAGAUAUUACCUCGGGCGGUUCUGCAUCCGCCUCAUUUUACCCAUCCAGGUGGCAACCUUAUCCAUCCAACUCUAACUCUAAUACUACAGCAUCCGCUAGACCUUCAAGUAAUGAGGCCCCGCCUACGGGCGGCGAUUCUGUCUCAGCCGAUGAGGCCGCGCAGUACCCGAAACGAAAAGUUUCCGAGAAACGUGCGCAACAGAAUCGUGCCGCCCAGCGUGCUUUCAGACAACGUAAAGAACAAUACCUUAGAGAUCUUGAAACCCGCGCUCAGUCGUGGGAAGAUCGAGCCAAGUAUCUAGAACCUUUUGAAAAACGCUGCCGUGAUUUCCAAGACGCUUUAGAGAGGGCUGCUUUUGAGAGAGAUGGUUUGCUGAGGGAAAGAGACUAUUGGUAUCAUCAAUGCGAAGAGCUACGGCAUAGCGUCUACAAAAUGGGAGCGGAAUUGGAUCUGUUGAAGGGCGAAUCAGGCCGACCUCCGCCUUCGUUACCUGUCGGAGGUGAAAUGAAUACACCUGUGAUCGGAGGAAACCCUGGUGCACCAUCUGCUGCCCUGCAAAGAACUCCUCAACAAUCUGGUUUAAAUCGUGAUCCUCCGUUGCCCGUCGCUCGUCCUGCGUCUCCAAUUCCUCCGAUGCGAUAUCCACCUUCCGCUCCGGUGGAAUACUCACCACAGCAAGAAUAUUCAUAUCGCUCACAGCAGUCGGCCAAUCCCAGCCUUCACUCUUCCUCACGUACCUCAACGUUUUCAGGACAACCACCUUAUCCUCCUCCACGCCUGAAAUCACCCGAGGCACGGCGAUCCCGGAGUGAUCCAGUGUAUACGCAUCAUCCAUCAGCGGAACUUGGGAACAACAGCUACUCAAGUGCGUUUCGUCCGUAUGGGGCCUCGCGACCUCCGACGUCCUUUCAACGGCCACCCGGUUCCCCACCGAGUCCCCGCAUGAGCUCUUCGGCUGUGAUAGGCUCACCACCGAGAGCCUUCAGCGGGCGGACGCCAGAUCUUGGCCGACCCGGCCACUCUCAUCAGCAACAUCCUCAUCCAUACAAUACGUAUUUUUAUCAAGAGCAAAGACAUCCUCCGCCCCCGCCAGUGACAACAUCUGCGGCGCCUUCGUAUUAUCCCGGACCAAGACAUGAUUCUGGGUCCUAUGGACAUCCGUUAGGUCCACCUGUUGGAAACUUGACACUUCCUGGGGCGAGAGAUAUAGAGCGGGGAGGUCUACGUGCGCUUAGCACUCGUUACUCGUCAUCGACUUCACCUCCGUUGCAGCGGGUGCGAGAAGGGAACUGAUACGAGCAACAUGACUCUCUACCAGAAAAGAGAAAAUGUUAAUUUGUGAUAAGACUAGAUGGGCUCCACAAAACCUUUUGUUUUUUUUUUUUUUUUGCAAUCCCGAUGUGCCACCUGCUUGCUCAGGGUGUCCUCUUCGCCUCGCCAGCUGGCAUGGCUUGGAAAGACGUGGUGAAAAGAUAUACCCUUUUUUGUCUACUUGAGUAUGUAAGAUUGGCGUGAGCGAGAGGGAAGGCGCCUGAGGGAUCUCUUUGGACAUGAUGAGCAGUUGUCGUGUGUUUCUUUCUAUAAACCGCUUUCGCUUUUUCUUUUGUUUUUUGUUCGUUGGAUGGCCUGACUCCACACUUUUAAGGGGGGGAAAUGCAAAAAGAGAGAGAAUAGAAGCGACCAGUCUUUUUUAUAAAGC